This is a messenger RNA of Spinacia oleracea (spinach), 1722 nucleotides long. RefSeq names its product F-box protein SKIP23-like. NCBI's taxonomy places the organism in Eukaryota, Viridiplantae, Streptophyta, Magnoliopsida, Caryophyllales, Amaranthaceae. The record is from RefSeq and is a predicted model, not a curated record. The transcript has a single exon. Gene Ontology annotation, molecular function: protein binding. The coding region runs from base 200 to 1444 and encodes 414 amino acids.
AGUGGCUGUUGGGUUCCCCAUAUAAGUUAUAAACUUAUAACGCAUGCAUUCUAACAACAAUUCCCGAUGAUAAUUAAACAUCCCAUACUCAAGCACACUUCCGUUAUAUAGGUAAACAAUCUCAUCUGAUUUUAUAUCAAAUCAACCAAAUUCUGUGUCUUUUGCCAAUACACUUCUAUAGACCAACCAAUUAAGCUUAAUGGAUAAAUCAUCAGAAAGUGUUCGAGACUGGAGCAGUCUCCCUGGUGAAAUCCUUUCCCUAAUUCUUGAUUGCCUAAACGACACCAUAACUGAUUGUCUUAGGCUUCGUGGCGUCUGCCCCUCUUGGCGUUCCUCUCUUUCUCCUAUCAUACUUCCUGAUCUUCAGUUCCCUUUCGAGGAGGUUCUCCCUUUACUUGCAUGGAUAGCCGGCCCCUUAUUUGACGCUUGGACAAUGGUCAGCAUCAAGCAGAGUACAUUUUACCUCAUUUCUUCCCCGAACAAAGAAAAUAGCACUACUAGUGUUUGGCUCACCCGUGUUGAAGAAACGUUACGCACCAACCUUCCUAACAUAGGGAAAGUCCAGAAUCCAAUAUGGUGCGACGACGAUGUUAAAAUGCUGGAGCUCAAAGCCACGGUAAACUUGUUAGACUAUAGAAUUUUUGAAGUUGCUAUGUCAAUAAGACAUUCUCAUAUUAUUGAUGGUUUAAUGUUUGAAAAUAAGAUGGUUAUGCUCCCGUUCCGUAAAUCAAGGGCCACAGGCACAGCUGAUAAUUUCUUUCUUUUUUCUCUCAUUAUUGGUAAUUUAACAGUGUUUAAGUUUGAAGCAGUUGGAACUUUUUUAUUCUCAAGGUUUGUAGUAGGAAAUUAUACUGAUAUAAUUGCUUACGAGGGCAAAUUUUAUGCUACUAAUUUGACUGGUAGGCUUGUUUCAAUCGAUCCCAUGACUCUCACUCUCGAGAUGGGCCAGGUGGUCGAAGUCAUUGGCUCUCAAUGGGAGGAGGCUUGUAAUGAAUGUUCCUACAUGGUGAUAUCUUGUGGGAGAUUGUACCUGGUUAACAAAGUAAGAAAUACUCGCAAAAAAGGGAACCGGUUUGAGCUUAAGGUAUUUGUUUUGGGUAAUUUGAUUUCAUCGAAUGGAAAACUCCACUAUUUUUGGGACCCUGUCACAACUUUAGGGGAUCAAGUGUUCUUUGUAAGCAAUUUCGAGAGCUUCUCUCUAUCAGCUCAAGAAAUCGGUUGGGGUCGAGGAAAUUGCAUAUUUUUCACCAACAAUGAAUAUGGAAGUUCUGAAUCUCGUCGACAAAGGAAGAAGAAAAGGUCUGAAUCAGCCAACAGUAACAUGUAUAAAUAUUUUUGUGGACUCUAUAGCUUGGAAGACGGUAGGUUUUUCACCAUAAACUCUUUGCCUGCCGAGUACACCAACAUUUUCUGGCCAGUCCCAAGUUGGCUGUCCCAAAACUAGCUAUUCAGAGCAAUGAAUUGUUCAUUAAUUUUCAGAAUUCAUAAGUUCAUAAGACUGGUUGUCCUUCAUUUGAACUAGCUAGAAUUGUUCAUUAAUUUUCAGAAUUCAUAAGUUCAUAAGACUGGUUGUCCUUCAUUUGAACUAGCUAGACAUUGUUGGACAAGAUCAUAAGACUGUUGUUUAUUUUUUGUGCUUUUAGUUUAGUCAGAGCAUGUAGUUUAAUUUUUGAAAGUUUGUCUUUUGUCCAAUCAAAGUUAUGAAUUCCAAUCGGAUGAAAU